CUCAUAUCCUUCAUAGCCCGCUUAGUUAUACCUUCAGUGUGUGUCAUAAAGCUGCCAACGAUCGAAUCCUGUUUUGUUUUUUAUAUUUUCACAAUCCAGUGCUGGUCCUAGAAAUUGUUUGGUGUGUUUCGUACAUCCCAAACAAUUGAAACAGAAAAGCUGGGAGCAUUUUCAAACAGAAUAUUCAAGAGCGACUUCUUUCUAGUGGAAGUAAUCGUUUUUUAAAAUGAGCUGGGAAAACUAUAAAUCAGAUACGAGUGGUGAUGUUAUGGUUGGGAAGUUUGAAGUGUUCAUUGAUAUGAAUAAAUCGAAAGGAAAUCAGAGUACUGGUGGUCGUAGUAAAGGUGUACCAAGCAUGAGCGGAAAUAUUGUUGUUCCAGAAAAGCUUAACUCUAAUUCCAACUGGUCGGAUACUAGUUUGGACCAAUCACCCCUAGAUUUCUUGCUUGAUGAUGAAUUCAAUUUGAAUAGUACACAUAAUCUGGAAAUGGCCAUUAAGAAUAUCACAAAUCCAAGCCCUGAACACGAUAUUGGAAAGCUGAAAGGAAGGGACGUGCUCUUAUCCCAAACAAUAAAAUCAGAAAACAAUGAUUUUGUCUUGACACCAUUACAAAGCACAUCAGCACCCACGUCCGAAGUUAUCAAACCAGAACCUGCCGCUGUUGUUGAUUCAUCUGGAGAUGCCAAAUCCCAGAAUCAAACCCCACAUUUUGUAAAAUAUAUUAACCGGGACGGAAAAGUCAUCAAGGUCUGGGAAUGUGGAAUCUGUUCCCGGAACUUUCAACAUCAGUACACGUUAAUGCGUCACCUACCCACCCAUACGAACGUGCGAAACUUCGUUUGUAACGAAUGCGGAAAGGCCUUCCGCCAACUAUCAACUCUUAGUCAACAUCGUGCCAUUCAUUCUGUCGAACGACCGUAUGCUUGUGAGACAUGUAACAAAUCGUUUAAUAGAAUCUCAACUUUAAUUUCACACCGGAAAACCCAUUCGGAUGUGAAACCAUUCCGUUGUCAUAUGUGCCAUAAAGGAUUCCAUCAGAAAGGUAACUUGAGAAAUCAUAUCUACAUCCACACAAAUGAGAGGCCGUACCGAUGUACGGUUUGCAACAAGGGAUUUAAUCAAAUGUCGAAUUUGGUGUGUCACACGCAAAAAUCGCAUUCGUCAGAGUUCGGAUCGAUUUGGACAUGCGACCGUUGCAAUAUGAGUUUUUCAAAACGGACACUUCUCCGUGCCCAUGAGCUCGAAACCCAUCAUAUUCAAGGAACAAAUAUAAAAAGCACUCGACCGAAACUCGCUAACAAUCGAAAAUCAGCCACAACAACUUCAGAUGAUUCGACUAUGGACUUGGAUGCAGGCAACGAAUUCUGUAAGUCUGAAAUAUCUGAAAAUGGAAUACUUAUACCAGCUAUUGAUACGGAUGCAAUGAAAAUCGCAAGAGCCAAUAAAGAAAUGCCUUUCGCGGUACUUCAUUUUUUCGAAGGCCCACCUCUGCUUGUACGGAUUGUUGAUUAUGGCAAUCAAAGUCUCCUUCGACCAACGAAGAAUGAAGAUUUUAUCUCGUUGAAAAACCAACAAGCCGAACAAAUUGAAAAAGUUUGUGUACCGAUUGUAGCGGCCGUUUAUCAAACAUUGAAUGUUGCAGGUCGCCCGGAAUUCAAGGUAAUGCCGCCAAAGAACAUCUAUAAAUUCAUCAACCAUCAUCAAUCGAUCUCGUUAAAUUGUGAUAAUAACAACGAGGGUGAACGAGAGGCAUCUAAGCCAGAUGAGAUAAUUCCUGCUGCAAAUAUUAUCUCCUUGACACCACCACAAAUUCCAAGUGAUCUUCGCGAUGUUACUGAGAAUCUGGAGACUCCUCUAUUCGAAUCAUUAACCCAUGUCAAGGAUGAACCUUCAAAUAUGGAUGAAAACUCUAUGGAAUUCAAUCCGGGUGCCUCUAUGGGAGAGAAACCUAGAGCAAUAGCUAUCGUAGAAGAGUCGAAUUGGUGGAAGAGACACACAAAAACAGAUCCGUACGAAGAAGUUGACGCGUUCUCGGAAACAUUUCAAAAUAUUGCAACUGGUAGUUUACUCACUCCUAAGAAGAUUACCGAGAGCGAUAUAAUGCCAGAUCAGAAUGCUUCAAUUCUGGACCUAUCCGAGGCGAGAAAUCCCCUUCUGUGCCAUGGUCAGCAAAUAUCAAACAACAACAAUGACAAUAUAUUCAACUACAAUUCUUUAAUGAACUACGAUUUCGGAAAUAACAUCUCAAAUAUUCUGGAUGCAUUCCGCAGUGAAGGUAUGGAUGCCAGCAUGAUAAAGAGUCUGUUCUCAGAGAAUCCUGGGUUAUUGCACGAUUUCAACGAAUGUUUAUCAGAAAUUUUACCGUAAAGUAGAAAAAA
Messenger RNA from Hermetia illucens (black soldier fly), 2379 nucleotides. RefSeq names its product zinc finger protein 84-like. The transcript is spliced from 5 exons. Lineage: Eukaryota; Metazoa; Arthropoda; Insecta; Diptera; Stratiomyidae. The record is from RefSeq and is a predicted model, not a curated record. The coding region runs from base 227 to 2368 and encodes 713 amino acids. Gene Ontology annotation, biological process: regulation of transcription by RNA polymerase II. Gene Ontology annotation, molecular function: DNA-binding transcription factor activity; RNA polymerase II cis-regulatory region sequence-specific DNA binding.